Messenger RNA from Teleopsis dalmanni, 915 nucleotides. RefSeq lists its product as uncharacterized. The transcript has 3 exons. The record is from RefSeq and is a predicted model, not a curated record. The coding region runs from base 75 to 473 and encodes 132 amino acids. NCBI's taxonomy places the organism in Eukaryota, Metazoa, Arthropoda, Insecta, Diptera, Diopsidae.
AAAAGUUGGUUUUAUUUUCUUAGCAGUUCUCGGCAAGUUUUAUUGCGUUUUACCUAAAACUCUAUAUAAAUAUAAUGACUGACUUUUACAAUUCUGGAUUUAUUUUAUUAUACAUUUGUGCUAUUAUUUUACAAUUUAUAUUUUUAAUACACUGGUGUGUGAGAAGACGACGUCUAAGACAAUGUAAAAGUGAAACGCCUGUUGUAGUAACGUCAGCUACACAUACUGCACCUGGUGAUUAUUCAGUUACACAAAUGCCUCCGCCAGGUGGUUAUCAAACAAAUGUAACUGUGCCAUCUUAUCCCCCUCAUCAACAAAUGCAACCUCAUAUGGCUCCUUACCCUCCGAUGGCAGCACAAAAUUCUGCAAUGAAUCCACCAUCAUAUGAUGUAGCCGUGGCUGGUGCUCGUUAUCCAAAGCAAUCUGCCUACGAAAAACAAGCGCCAUACAAUCCAAGUUAUACGGCACAAUAAAGAGUUGCACAAUCAAUCUAACAUAUAAGUUAUAGGAUUUUAUAUUCAUAUUUGUCUCCAUGUGUACAUUGUCUCCAUUAAAACUAUCCUGCAAAAAUGUGUCUUCAAUGGUGUGUUUCCUGUACUAAAUGAAAUGUGCUACACAUUCUUUCAUACGAACCAAAGGAAUACGAUAUUGUGUUAUUGUGAAAUAUUAUUAUUAUAUAUAAAUUUUAUAAAAAUAUGUCUGUCUGCACAUUUAAAUGUUUAAGUAGUGCACUCAGUGAAUUAGACAUUCAAAGAAGUGAAAUGUAUUCCGAUCUAUGCCAUACGAAAAUAGCACAAAUGAAUUGCUUCACGAAUAUCAAAACUCCAUUUGAUAUGUAAACUGCAGAACCCAUAUGUUUAAACUUAAAAAUCAGUUUUAAAUAAAUCAUUAAAAAUAGUUAUUGUUGUGAUCUAA